GGAGCACGCGUGUACGAGCCCUUCUGGCUGCACUUCUCACGGAGCUCCGUUCGAAGUCCGACAGGCUGCCGCGAAGGAUCGAGAGCAUGCUGAUACACCCCUCUGUCAACUCCGCAAAGCGCACUGCGCCAGCCCACACAACAGGCAGGUCGGCCGAGCCGAAUGCAUCGUGGGCGCGAGAUGCAGACCCACGCGCUCGCCGCCAAUGCGACACGACGCCUGAGAUGCCACUCUCAGCUGGCGCGUAGCGAAGUCCUCUUCAGUAGAGCGCAGGCGAAGUCCUCUUCCGUGGUCCUCAAAAAGCGCCAGGAUGAAGCGCACAGCAGUGGUGAGAGGCAGGGGGCUGUCGGCUUGUGGUGCAUGUGGUGCAGCAUCGCAGCGAGCGGCUCUCUCAGUGUCCACAGCGCCUGCCACACACACACACACACACAGAGAGAGAGAGAGAGAGAGGAAACGUAGAGUACGCGGCCGGUGCCCGUUCCCGGCCUGUGUACACACCUGGAAUGCCACGCAGGUAGCCCAGCAGCCUGGAUUCCUUGCCGGUGAAGCUGCACUCACUCCGAUUAGCACACGUUUUCCAGACAGAUGAGGCCAUGACGCCAUCCACCAAUACCCGACCGGCCGUCAUAGCCGCCUGCAACGCCUCACCCGUCGGCUCGGCCGCCCAUUGCGUGUGCUGCAGGCCGGCAAGCUCCCACUCGAAGCCGAUCGUAUCCACCUGCCCACCCGCAGUGGAAGCCUUCUUGGCCACUUUGACUGUGAUCGCUUCCUGACCCUCCCGUGUUAGUGCCUUCCUGGCCGAUUUCCUCAUGGCCUGGGCCGUGUUUGUCGCCUCCUUGACUUGCGCCGAGACCUGCUGCUGCUGCUGCUGAUGCUGCAGGGCGGAUGACGAUGGGCACUCGAUCACCGGGGGAAGGCAUGGGGUGGACGGGGAUAGAGAAGGGGGGCACGACAUGGCCAGCUCCUCCUGUGGUGCGCACAGCUGCAGACCCAUCUCUCGCUGGAUGCCCAACACCAAGCUGCGCAAUUGCCGUUGCCCAGGGGUGUCAGUGCGCAUACAGCCCACCGAUGCACCGUGCUGAAGCAGCACACGGAUGAUUUCUCUCCGAAUGCCGACCUUGCUCCCAUCGACAGGCUUGACUUUGUGCUGCUGUGCGAGGCCGACGGCAGCCUCCUCGAGAGCUGUCAUCAUGUAUGGCCUCCCACUGGUGACGUCCGACGGGCCGAGCAGCGAGCACCACUGAUGGACAACGGAUGACGACACGCGGGCGGCGUUGAUCUCCGCAGUGUCCAGCCGCUCACACAGCCAGGCAACCGCACUGGGCGCACCCCAAGACACAGCCAUGUCCAGGGGCGUCUGGCCUCCGCUGUUCCUCCCAGUCAGAGAGCCGCCGUACCGCAAAAACAACUCGAGGUAGCCGAGUAUGAAGGCCGCUGGGUACGCUCGUGAGGCCAUGCACGCCAUGUGCAAGGCGCCCUCUCCGUCACACGCCUCGUUGACCAGGGCUGGAUCAUGGUCGAAGAGACGGCUGCAUAUGGUCACAAAGGCUUCCUGAUAGCGGGCGCUCAGCUGAAUCACGAAUAGCCGGGCAUUUGUACUAGUGAUGGACGCUGCCCAGGACUCAUUGAGCGGCGGACACACGAGCUCAUCCAGCCCAUCCAGCCCUCGCACAGCUGCACCGUGGGCGAGCAGCACCUCCACAGCCGUCUUGUUGGCACAAAGAACGGCAACACGGAGCGGCCGCCGAGUUUCGUCGAGCCCUGCAGGCCGGCAGCCGUCCACAUCCGCACCAGCAGCGAUGAGUGCCUCGAGCACCGACCGCUGCAGCUCUCGUGAGGUCCACACUGGCAGCUUGAGCUGCCGGCCGCCAUGGUGCUCAACGACGGGAGGCGCGUCAUUGGUUUCAUCGUCGAUAGCAAGCGAGAGUAUGCUGAUCCCGGUCGCCAGCUGUCCGACCCAGUAGCCAGGGCCCACACGCAGCUGGACACCCAGGUCGGCCCUCGCGCCGGCUUCAUGCAGACGCAU
Messenger RNA from Vitrella brassicaformis, 2026 nucleotides. The record is from the annotation of a GenBank genome assembly. Lineage: Eukaryota; Vitrellaceae.